This is a messenger RNA of Plasmodium cynomolgi strain B, 942 nucleotides long. Its product is annotated as Bax inhibitor-1. The transcript has 4 exons. The coding region runs from base 202 to 942 and encodes 246 amino acids. Lineage: Eukaryota; Apicomplexa; Aconoidasida; Haemosporida; Plasmodiidae. The record is from RefSeq and is a predicted model, not a curated record. Gene Ontology annotation, cellular component: membrane.
AUUUGAAAAUUCAGAUAUUUUACGAAAGAGAUUGCGGAAAAAAAAAAGGUACGCUUUGUUUAGCAUAUAUCGAAAGAGACUGCUUUCAAUCCCUCCAUCGUGCAGAAUAAAGAAGCCCAUUUGUGCGUUGAAGUGAUAUAUCUUAUAUACUAGGCGCAGCGUUCUUCCUUUUUUUUCCCCCCUUUUGAUGAACCCUUAAAAAUGGAUUUUCUCAACCAAAUCAGAAAGCGACAGAAAGAACUGAAGCUGUCGAACAUUUUAAAUUUCUCCCCCUUAACAAAUGAAGAGAGGAAACACUUAAUAAAAAUAUACGGCUUGCUCGCCGUGGGAACAAUGAUAACUGCAUUGAGUUGCUAUGUUGACAUAUAUUUUUUGAAAAUCCCGAGAUUUAUAGCGUCCAUGAUUAGCUUAUUUUGUUCCUUUGCCUUGGCUGGGUCAUGCAGCUAUUCUCAUUAUGGCAACAUCUUACCAGCUGCAUCGAAAAAGAGAUUACUUUAUUUUGCUGGCAUAUCAUCCGCCAUCGGAAUUUUGAUGAGUGACUAUAUCGCUUACGUUAAUUACCUGAAUCCAUCCAUUCUCCCCUUGGCCUUUUUUGGAAGCCUGUCCAUAUUUUCGUGCUUCUCCUUGUCGGCCAUAUUUUCCAAGAAUAGAAUUUCCCUAUUCCUCGGAACGGUAUUAUGCGCCGUGUGCUCCUACGUAGCGCUGAUUUCUUUUAUGAAUUUUUUUAUAAGGUCACGACAUAUUGACACCACUUUGUUGUAUGUUGGAUUCUUUAUGUACAUGGGAUUCGUCUUAUUCGACACCCAAAUAACGUUGUUUGAUUUUCGCCGGGGAAACAAAGAUUACAUAAUGCACUCCAUUUGUCUGUAUCUCGACUUAGUGGGACUCUUUACGCACUUAUUGAGGAUACUGGGCCAGAAAGAGGAAAAAAAGAAGAAAUGA